Messenger RNA from Pyrenophora tritici-repentis Pt-1C-BFP, 1278 nucleotides. RefSeq names its product class II aldolase. Gene Ontology annotation, molecular function: aldehyde-lyase activity. Gene Ontology annotation, biological process: pentose catabolic process. The record is from RefSeq and is a predicted model, not a curated record. Lineage: Eukaryota; Fungi; Ascomycota; Dothideomycetes; Pleosporales; Pleosporaceae. Gene Ontology annotation, cellular component: cytosol.
AUGGUUCUCUGCAACCGCUGCGCAGCCGAAAGCUUUCCCGUCCACGUCUUCGGACCACUGCCACCACCGCCUCCUCCCCGCGUCUCCUCCCUCCACUUCGCCGCCCACCUACAACCCGUACGACCACCAAUAGCAGCAGUAGCACAGCCACCACCGAAACCCCGGUUCCAGGAAGUUCAAGCAACUCUCGUGUCCCAAUUGAAGACCAUCCUACAGGCGGGGCCGGAGCAACAACUCCAAGAAAAGCAACAGUACACCAAACGGCGCAAAACACUGCCACCACUACCCACAUCACCGCGCUCACUGGCCCCCAAAUCACCACGCUCACUGGCUCCCAAAUCACCACGCUCACUGGCUCCCAAAUCACCACGCUCCGUAGCCCCCAAAUCACCGCGUCCCGUGGCCCCAAAAACUAGACGACUCAUCAUGUCGAUACCACCCCAACUCCAACAACAACUACGCCUCCUCAUCCGCGCAAAUCACAUCUUGCACAACCACAACCUCGUCGACGCAUUCGGCCACAUAUCCGUCCGGCACCCCCUGAACAAGGACCAAUAUAUCAUCGCAGCCUACGACCCCGGAGCCCCAGCCCUAGUAAAAAAUGUCGGUGAUUUUAUCUCCUACUGGGUUUCCGACUCCAGUCCUGUAGACAAGGACGCCCCGCAAGGCUACUCUGAACGCUUCAUCCAUGGCGAGCUACUGCGCAAAUUUCCAAAAGCAAAUUGCGUCGUACAUUCGCAUUCGGAGGAUGUGAUUCCUUUCACACUGGGCCACGGCACUGAAGAAGCGUUUCCCGUCCGGCCCGUCUUUCACAUGGCCGGCUUCAUGGGUGUUGGGGGCGCAAAAGUGUUUACCAUGGACAAGUUAUAUCGGGACGCAGCACGAGAUGCAGGAACGCCGUGUGCACAUGACCUCCUCAUCAAGGAUGCACACUUAGGGGCGGCGUUGGCCUCGCAUUUUACGUCAGAGAAUCCCGUGGUGCUGCAGCAUAAGCAUGGGUUUACAACGUUUGGGGCGAGCAUCGAGGAGGCGGUGUACCGGGCGCUGUACACGCAGAAGAAUUGCAUACUGCUUCAACGCGCUAUAUCGAUUGCCGGCGGUAAUGCAGACGAAGUAUCGUACCUGACACCACAAGAGAUCAAAGAUUGCGCCAUUAUGAAUAAAAAGACAUUGGACAAGUCGUUUCGGCUGUGGUUACGAGAGGUCCAAGUGAACCCUUUGUACGAAAACGAAGAGGGGGAACCGGAAAAGGGGACGGUAGAGGGUAUGAAGAUGUAA